This is a messenger RNA of Cheilinus undulatus (humphead wrasse), 902 nucleotides long. It is a transcript of the gene apln, whose product is annotated as apelin. Bases 467 to 700 code for a protein of 77 amino acids. Gene Ontology annotation, biological process: signal transduction. Gene Ontology annotation, molecular function: hormone activity; apelin receptor binding. NCBI's taxonomy places the organism in Eukaryota, Metazoa, Chordata, Actinopteri, Labriformes, Labridae. The transcript has 3 exons. The record is from RefSeq and is a predicted model, not a curated record.
UGCAAGCGGACUUCCAGCAGCACAUUCACAGCUCCACUGAACUUGCUGCCUUUUUUCUCUCUGACAGAAGAAAAGAAGACACAUACACCUCCGUGGGAGAGCUGGGAUAAAGACGUGCCUUCAGUCUUGGAGUAGCGCUGUCACACACACUGAUAUACAAAUACGCAUUUAGACAAAUACACAGGCACAGUCAGGGAGCCACCACACACAUAAUCCCACAAACUGACACACUCACUUCUAACACAUACACAGGGGAGCAAACAGUCUCUCUCUCCUCCUUGCUCGCUCAGCUGCUCUCUCUCCCUAUCUCUCUCUCUCUCUCUCCCUCUCUCUCUCUCUCUCUCUCUCCCUCCCAUCCACACACACACACUUACACACACUUACACACACACACACAAACACGCACACACACAGCACUACAGUAUAUCAGCGAGUGACUAGCGGAGAGCCAGAGGGGAGUGCAGAAAUGAAUGUGAAGAUCCUGACGCUGGUGAUUGUGCUCUUGGUGUCUCUGCUGUGUUCUGCCAGUGCUGGUCCCAUGGCCUCCACGGAGCAUGGCAGAGAGCUGGAAGAUGCGCCUACGAUGAGAAAAAUGGUCCAGCAAAACCCUGCAAGGGGCGGUCAGACCCACAGACCAGCCGGCUGGAAGAGGAGACGCCCACGACCACGUCUUUCCCACAAGGGGCCCAUGCCGUUCUAGAGCAAGGCAUUGCUUUGAGCGCCCUCCCCCAGGUUCUGAUUUCUAUGCUCUUCCUUUGCCUUGGGGGGCCUUGCAACGAAGGGCCUACGCUCGCCCAGCCUGAAGAGUGAUGUCCAUAGCACCUGCUGGUUCUUCAAGCAACUCUGUCCACAAAAAAAAUCAGGACAAGCCGCUCACCCUCAGCUCUAGGAGGAAAUGGGGG